This is a messenger RNA of Fusarium tjaetaba, 1575 nucleotides long. Its product is annotated as multidrug resistance. Gene Ontology annotation, molecular function: basic amino acid transmembrane transporter activity. Lineage: Eukaryota; Fungi; Ascomycota; Sordariomycetes; Hypocreales; Nectriaceae. Gene Ontology annotation, cellular component: fungal-type vacuole membrane. The record is from RefSeq and is a predicted model, not a curated record. Gene Ontology annotation, biological process: transmembrane transport; basic amino acid transport. The transcript is spliced from 11 exons. Bases 1 to 1575 code for a protein of 524 amino acids.
AUGACCAGAAUUAACGCGACGGAGACGACUCCUUUGAUACCGGAGAUUCCUCCCGAGGUCUCGGAUGUCGAGAGGAACAGCGCCGAUGAGCCGAAAACGUAUAGCCAUGCGUUUAUUGCAAGAGUAGUUGUCGCGUUGCUGAUUGGCAUCUUUACGUCCAACGCCGAUGGGUCUUUGGUACUGGCUACGCAUCCUGUGAUUGCAUCCGAGUUUGGCAAGCUUCAGGAUUCGAGUUGGCUGUUUAUCAGCUUUAUGUUGGCUAGUGCCGCAUCGCAGACGAUUUACGGAAAAUUGAGCGACAUCUUUGGGCGAAAGACGAUAUUGAUCUUCUGCUAUGGACUGUUUGCUAUCGGAUGUGCCCUCGUAGGCGCUGGCCAGUCAAUGUGGCAAGUCAUCCUAGGUCGCGUAAUCUCUGGAUCUGGAGGUGCGGGAAUGACUACAAUGGCAUCAGUCAUCAUAACUGAACUCGCACCUCUCCGAGAAGUCGCCUCAUGGCAAAGCUACAUGAACGUCAUCGCCACCGUCGGUCGUAGCAUCGGUGGUCCGCUGGGAGGCUUUCUCGCUGAUACGAUUGGCUGGAGAUGGUCAUUCCUGGGACAAUCGCCAAUAUUCGCUGUAUCCAUGAUUAUCGCCGCAAUCCUCCUCCCUUCUACAACACAGACCGAGGGUGCGACACUGGAACGCAUCAAGAGGAUCGACGUACUUGGAGCUCUCCUGUUGGGUGGCUCUGUUCUCGCUUUCAUGGUUCCCCUUGAGAUUGGUGGCCAGAAGAUCCCGUGGAGUCAUCCCCUCGUGCCAACUCUCGCUGCUGCGGGCGUCAUUCUCUCAGCUGCUUUCGUACUCGUCGAGUCACGCUGGGCCAAGGAACCAAUCUUCCCUCUUCGCUUGCUUCAAAGUGGCGAUGUCACAAAGACGUAUCUCAUUGCGUUUGGUCAAGCAGCUGCACAGCUUGGAGUUACCCAGCGUGUGUCGAGCACAGUCGCAGGCGCUCAUUUGUUCCCUGCAGUUAUUGGAAAUACAGUUGGAGGCAUAGCGACAGGCUUGAUCAUCAAAAGAACUGGUCGAUACAAGGCACUCAUCAUCUUCUCGGCCAUCUCAUCGAUCACCAGUUACGCUCUGAUGCUACUUCGCUGGCAUGGACAGACAAACUGGCUGGAGUCGCUCUACGUCUUCCCAGGGGGCCUGGGAAUGGGCAUCGCCCAAAGCGCAGCGUUCAUCGCCCUCCAAGCUUCCAUCGAUCCCAAAGACAAAGCAGCAGCCUCUUCUGGAAUCUUCCUCGCUGUGACUUUAGGUUCAGUGGUCGGCAUGGCUGGUACGAGUGCAGCCAUUCAGGGCCUUCUCAGACACGACAUCCAGCAGAACCUUGGCGAUCUCGGAAAGUCUCAACACUUUAUUGACGAAGUGAUUCGAAAAGCUGCAGAGAGUGUCUCGUACAUCGACGAAGCUUCCGAGCCUAUCAGAAAGGUACUGGUUGAAGGUUAUAUCAGAGGAAUCGAGUAUGGUCACGGCCUCUCCAUCGUGUUCUCCGGGAUCACGCUCGUGACUGCUCUACUACUCAAGGAGCGUAAACUUUGA